AUGGAAAAAAAACUGAAAAGCAUUCCAAAAGGAAUGAGGAGGGAAAUCAACAAACGGGAGGAAGGGAAUCAUAGCCAGAAGGCACAGAAAUGA
This is a messenger RNA of Caenorhabditis briggsae, 93 nucleotides long. Lineage: Eukaryota; Metazoa; Nematoda; Chromadorea; Rhabditida; Rhabditidae. The transcript has 3 exons. The record is from RefSeq and is a predicted model, not a curated record. The coding region runs from base 1 to 93 and encodes 30 amino acids.